Eremomyces bilateralis CBS 781.70 is the source of this 670-nucleotide messenger RNA. RefSeq lists its product as uncharacterized. NCBI's taxonomy places the organism in Eukaryota, Fungi, Ascomycota, Dothideomycetes, Eremomycetales, Eremomycetaceae. The transcript has 2 exons. The record is from RefSeq and is a predicted model, not a curated record. The annotation marks the transcript as partial.
GAUACUAUAAAGAAACAAUGCUAACAAGCUCCCGAGUGGCCGCCGUGGGGAGGCUGAGGCCGGUUUACGAACGCAUGCAGAGAACCUCUACUUCUUUAACCCGUUCGAGCUCUUUAGGACAAUCUUGAACACCGAGCUACGCUCAAAUAUGUUCUUUGGGAUGGCUAGGUUCGUCGACUCGCCUAAAGAGCUCUGGGAAUCUAUUGCCUGGGCGUCGUCAAUCCGUUGCUCUUCUGGUCAGUACGGCUACUAUCCAAAUACGACCGAGCCAGUUUUUCCUUCGGAUCUCGUCCGUUUCAAAUGCAACGAUACACAGUGUCUCUGUCAGACGAUGACGCAAAAGCCGCAUCUUGGCCAAAUCGUGGCUUUUGGAAGGGAUUUCCGCACAUAUCGCGAGCAUAGUAGCCCAGAGGGUUCGAUUGUCCUCAAGGUCCAGCGGUUUCAGCUAAUAAACCAGUUCCUCUCUCGCCCAACGUACCAAAAUCUUACUCUCGACCCGCCUCCUCACUCCCGCGAAUUCAUUAUGCUAGAUGAUACUAUCGACGUUGUCCCCGAAGAAUUGAUUGAGCGCCUAACAGACAUUACUGUCUAUUUCGACUAUGCCUUCAGGAGCUCUGUACAACUCCCUAGCGAUCGAUCAACAGACAGCCUCUCUCCAAACGAGCAUAUU